Psammomys obesus (fat sand rat) is the source of this 2007-nucleotide messenger RNA. Its product is annotated as T-cell activation Rho GTPase-activating protein-like. The coding region runs from base 1 to 2007 and encodes 668 amino acids. NCBI's taxonomy places the organism in Eukaryota, Metazoa, Chordata, Mammalia, Rodentia, Muridae. The record is from RefSeq and is a predicted model, not a curated record. Gene Ontology annotation, biological process: signal transduction; regulation of Rho protein signal transduction. The transcript is spliced from 12 exons. Gene Ontology annotation, molecular function: GTPase activator activity.
AUGGACGAGGGCAAGGUUUCAUACUUCCUGGAGAAUCACACCCACAUCACAGCAGAGUCUGGCCUGAGAAUCCAUGUUAUAAUGAGCAACCUUGAAAAUACCAGCAGACCACAGCGAUCACGAAAUUGCCCAGACUUUUCCAACCUGACUGGGCAGAAUAUGGAGGAUCUAAAUACAGCUACUCAAGGGCAAUUCGUCCUGAAUCCCAGAGACCAGUCAAGAAGCCAGCAGCAAAAUGUUACAGAGAAGAAAAAAGGUAACAGAGGACGGUCUUUCAUAACACGAAUAUUCCACAGGGGCUCUGCAGCCCACCGGGACCAAGUUAGCCCAACCCUGCCAGUCACCAAGAGAGGAAAAUUCUUUGGAAAUGAUCUUCCUGUUAUUUGUGAGGAUGGACAGCUGCCCACAGUGAUUCUGGAUAUGUUAUCCCUCAUCAAUGAAAAAGGGCCAGUCACUGAAGGUGUCUUUAGAAUGCCAGCCAGUGCAUCAGAAUGCCAAGCCCUAAAAGAAAAGCUUGAUUCCGGAGAAGAAGUGAAUUUGAACAAGGAAUGUGUCCUUGUUGUGGCAUCUGUCUUAAAGGAGUUUCUUCAAAGUAUCAAAGGAAGCAUUCUGACAGCUAGACUGUAUGUCAAAUGGCUUGAUGUCCCUGGUAAAGUGAACGAAGAGGUGAAAGUAGCUGAAGUGCAGAGCCUUUUAGAGCAACUGCCACACGCGAAUGCCGUUCUCUUGAGACUACUUUUCAGAAUGUUACACAACAUUGAACGGAAUUCUACAGUCAAUCAGAUGACCGCUUAUAAUUUAUCUGUUUGCUUGACCCCGAGUAUCCUAUGUCUGCCUAGUUCUUGCAACUCAGGAUUAGCAAAUGAUAUUUCCAAAGAGACUUCCCUUGUAAAAUUUCUCAUUGAAAACUGUCUGCAAAUAUUUGGAGAAGACAUGGUUUUAUGUCAUGACGAGAACUCAGUGGCUUGCCAUGAUGUGGGAAAAGCUUCAUGCUCCCUGAACAUUAGUGUGACUGACUUCGGUGAGAUGAAAGGCAAAGGCUAUCAAGACAACAGCUAUGAAAGUGGAAGGACAUGCCCCAUGAGCAAUGCUACAGUGCCUAUGAAUCCAACCCUUCCCCUUCACAGCGAGGGGGUUAGAGAUUUUGGGAAACCUGUCAAAAGAUCUUUUAUAAAACCAAUGAUUACCAGUGGCUCUGGUACCAGCCACGACAAUGUGUGCAUGGCCCUGCCAGCAACAAAGAAGGGACGCCUCUUUGGAAAGUCUCUCAUGAGUGUCUGUGAGGAUGGCAAUCUGCCUGCUCCCAUUUUGGAUAUGCUUGCUAUUAUCGAUGAAAAGGGACCAGGCACAGAAAGAAUCUUCAGAACAUUAGCCAAUGAAUCAUACCGAGUCCUCAAAGAAAGUCUUGAUUCUGGAGAGGAAAUGAACUUGAGAGAAGAACCUGUCCUUAUUGUAGCAUCUGUCUUAAAGGAAUUCAUUAGAAACAUCCAAGGAAGCCUACUUUGUUCUAAUCUGUAUGAAAAAUGGCUUGAUAUACCUGAUCAAGAAUUCCAGGAUCAAAAGAUUACUGCGAUCCAAAGUCUUUUACAACAGAUGCCAGAACCAAAUGUUCUCCUUUUGAGACAUCUUCUCAGUGUGUUACAUAAGAUCAAGAGCCAUUCUUCCAUUAAUCACAUGAAUGCUUAUGGUUUAUCAGUUCGCAUAGCCCCGAAUAUUCUAUGGAAACCUACUUCCUUCAACUCAGGGCUUGGAAAUAAUAUUUCAAAAAAGAUUUCCAUUGUAGAAAUUCUCAUUGAGAACUUUCUGGAGAUAUUUGGAGAAGAUGCCGUUGUGUUUUAUGGAGCUAGCCCAAAGAGUUUCAAUGACAUAGAGAAAGCUUUACGUUCCUUGAAUAAUGUUGCUGAGUUUGAUGAAAUCAGGAGUGCCAGUGGUAACAACAGAGGCUGUCGUAGUGAAAGGACCUGUCCUCAGGAAAAGGAUGAAGAGAGUCUGUCUGCUCCUCCUUAG